GUUUUGCAGGGAUUUUAAGAAUUUUAAAUAAAAAUUGAUGACAAAGUAGUGAAAGUGAAAUUUGAAUUUCACUUUCCUGUCUCUGGCGGAGACGAAUAGAGAGAAAGCGACAAACUCAACGAGACAGUAGAAGGCAGCGAAAACACAGCUCCACCACACUCCAAGCUUCGGUCUCUCCGCCUAAAUUGGGCUUUUGCGCUCCCCAAUUUACCCCUCUCCCUCUCUCUCUCUCUCUCUAGAUUCAACCGCUGCCUUUCCUGUGUCGUCGUCUUAACCGUAAUGUCGGCCGUUCCGAGUACCACGUGCCGGCAUUUCGAAAUCAGACCUGCAUUCAUCCCGGAUAAUCACCUCGCUUUGACGUCGUCGAUCAAUCACUGGCAGUUCAAUCUCAGGCCUUCGCCCGAGGUGGCUUUGAAUCGCUCAAAGAGGGCAUCAAUAUGUCCGAAAAUACGCAUGACAGCGGUAGAUGAGAGGCUAGUGGAUGGGAGAACUAUUGUGAAGCCAGCUGACAUUUUGGCAUAUGAUCUUGUUCAAGGAGCAGAAGUAAGGUGGAGUUACAUCUUGGACAGAACAGCACCUGAGCCUCCAACUGCUGUUCUUUUGCAUGGCAUUCUGGGUAGCAGAAAAAAUUGGGGAACUUUUGCUAGGAGAUUGGCAAAAGAAUUUCCUAAAUGGCAGUUUCUGCUCGUAGACUUGCGUUGUCAUGGUGAUUCAGCAUCUCUAAAGAACAGAGGACCUCAUAAUGUUGCUUCAGCUGCUCGUGAUGUUUUAAAGCUACUUGGUGUGAUGAAGCUCACUCCUCGAGUACUCGUUGGUCACAGCUUUGGGGGUAAAGUGUCUUUGAGCAUGGUAGAUCAGGUUCCAAAACCUCUCGCUCGCCCUGUUAGAGUCUGGGUAUUAGAUUCUACACCUGGAAAAGUUCGUGCUGGUGCAGAUGGAGAUGACCAUCCUGCUGAACUUAUUUCUUUUCUACGUACCUUACCCAAAGAGGUCUCUUCCAAACAGGAUGUUGUGGAUGCUCUUCUUAAUCAUGGGUUCUCAAAAGAUGUGGCACAGUGGGUGGUCACUAAUCUUCGACAAAUGAAAAUGAAUGGAGCAUCAUCACCAAGCUUGUCAUGGGCGUUUGACCUCAAUGGUAUUUCAGAGAUGUAUCAAUCAUACGAAGGCACAAAUCUUUGGAAGCUUGUGGAAGAUGUUCCUCGUGGCGUACACAUAAAUUUCCUAAAAGCAGAAAGAAGUUUGCACAGAUGGGCUCUUGAAGACCUUCACAGGAUCCAUGUUGCUGAGGAACAAGCUGUCGAAGAGGGAGGUGGAGUUGAAAUGCACCUCCUUGAAGAUGCCGGCCACUGGGUGCAUGCAGACAACCCAGAUGGGCUCUUUAGAAUUCUUUCGUUCUCGUUCCAAGGAUUCUAAGCAAUCAGUCUGACUACUGCAACAAAGCUCGGUCUAAAAUAUCAACACUUUUAUAGGUGUGAAGAGAAUUUAUUCAUAGAUUUUGUAGUUGCAUUUCAGCCAUGAAAGUAGAGAAAAAGAACAGAAAAACAAUAGCAUAAUAGCGACAUUUGCCUCUGUAUAAUAGGGCGUCAUUUUUCACGAUUGUACGAAGUAUUUAGUUAGAAUUAUUUGUUCUUGAAUUUAUUACACCUUAGUAUUGAACAA
Messenger RNA from Salvia splendens (bonfire salvia), 1659 nucleotides. Its product is annotated as putative esterase/lipase HI_0193. The coding region runs from base 280 to 1413 and encodes 377 amino acids. NCBI's taxonomy places the organism in Eukaryota, Viridiplantae, Streptophyta, Magnoliopsida, Lamiales, Lamiaceae. The transcript is spliced from 13 exons. The record is from RefSeq and is a predicted model, not a curated record.